Molecule: messenger RNA, 1410 nt
Organism: Penicillium taxi
Lineage: Eukaryota; Fungi; Ascomycota; Eurotiomycetes; Eurotiales; Aspergillaceae
Product: putative Golgi transport complex component Cog5
Exons: 1
Coding region: 1-1410 (469 amino acids)
Biological process (GO): intra-Golgi vesicle-mediated transport
Cellular component (GO): COG complex
Source: RefSeq, a predicted model, not a curated record
AUGGCGGAACUGGAGCCUUCCUACAUUGACUAUGAGGCCUUCCUAGACCCGGAAUUCUCACCUACUGGAUUCGCCAACUCUCUCGUGCUCAGCACAAACAAUGCAACAGACACCCCCCUAGAUCUCUCCACACCCCUCUCACGAGUUCUUUUUGAUCUUCAGGAAAUCGACACACAUAUUCACAGCCUAACAACUAAGUCCGCACUGCCACUCCUGGACUAUACACAGGGUCAAACCGCUGCCGCAGAACAUAUCUUGAAAGAGACAGGGACUCAGAUUGCCUCGGUCACACAGGGCUACGAGCGCUUGGAAAAGGAAGUGCUGCAGAAAUGGCAAGCGGCUGAAGAUACCAGGAUAGCUGCUGAAAAGUCGCUGGCCACAGUUCGUCUUGCCAGGGCUGUUGCACGCUGCCUUACACUAGGUCGGCAGUUGGAAAGCCAAGUUGCGGAGAUCACUGGGAGGAGUACAAAUGGACAUGCGCCGGCAGCAGGAACUGACGGAGCAUCUACGGGGAAAGAAGGGCUUCGAGCUUUGGAAAGAGCUGCUUCUACAAUCUUGAAUCUACACCAAAUGUUUUCUGCCAGCUCAGAAGAGGAUGAGGGAUGGGGACUGGAGCGAGUGAAGGUCGCCCGUACACUGCGUAACGAGUUCGUGAUUCCGGCUGAGAAUCUGAUCAAGACAAAAGCGCAGCAGACUAUCAAUCGUUUCUCGAUAUCAAGUCCGGGUUCCAGUGGACAGCCCAGCUAUAAACAAGCCCGUGAUGCACGAUCACGUCUGGCAAACGCCUCCACUACUCUAUAUCUUCUCUCGCCCAUACCUAAAGCGAAAACGACCGUUUCCGACUACAAGCCUGAGCUUCUCCUCUCGACAUUACAGGGCUAUAUGCAGACAUCUAUCCAAGCAUCCGCGAACGCGCUCUCAAAAGCUCUCUCACAGCUCCCGAUCAUGGAACGCACCCUUGCCGAAGUUUCCGCACGUUGCCAGGAUAUUGUCGUAUUUGAGUCCAUCUUACGGAAUCUCCGGCCACCAUUGCACCCUCUGCUGAUCUCUACCCAUACACAACCUCCUACCGAUGAGACAUAUCCAAACACGACGAAUCUUCUUCAACCCCUCCUCCAAGCUCUUGACACGUCAUCUCUGCCAUCAUACUUUUGGCGCUCGCUCGCUUCAUCCCUCUCGUCUCGUGUGCAGGACAUUAUUAACCGCGGCGGUGUCUCCACACGCACUUUACGAUCCAAUCGAGACCGCCUCAAAGUCGAGAUUAAAGGUUGCGUUAUGCGAGCGUCGCGGGUAUCAGCAAACAGUUUGCUGAGUGAGGGCCGAUCAGGGUCAGAUUCUGUAACAGUGGGCAACUGGGAACGAGAAGCGGCAGUAAUGGUGAGCUCUAUCGUUGGGCCAUUGAGUCGAUGA